Messenger RNA from Frankliniella occidentalis (western flower thrips), 1607 nucleotides. RefSeq lists its product as uncharacterized. The transcript is spliced from 4 exons. Lineage: Eukaryota; Metazoa; Arthropoda; Insecta; Thysanoptera; Thripidae. The record is from RefSeq and is a predicted model, not a curated record. Bases 176 to 880 code for a protein of 234 amino acids.
UAGUCACGUCGUUCACAUUCUAUCCUGCCUCUUUGAGCCUCUUUUGGUUCUAAGCUCCGGGUGACAAGUGUUGCACCAAGUGGGGUGGUUCUGAGGUGGCCUCUGACGCUGUCCCAUAGAAGAACAAAUCUUCAGUGAGAGCUGAUCCACACACUGCCAGGCGUUCAACUGAAUUAUGGCUUCUCUGCUUCAUCUAGAUGUUGACGUCAAGAACGAAAUAUUUGAAGAUUCUGAAAACCUGCCUCUUGUUAGUUCUCUGGAUAUAACGGAUAGUUAUGAUGAAGUCAAGGUUGAUCUUUUAAAUGACAUGAAGGAGGAGGACACAACUACAACCAACCCACAACCAGAUUCAUUUUGUUUCAAUAAUUGUUGCUGUUUUGAGUAUACCCCUGCCUCAUUUCCCAGACCACCCGUGAAAACUCAUUUGGCAAGGAGACGAGUUUUCAGUCGACAAGAGUCUGGAGUCUGGCGUGAUCUGGUCAUUGUAAGAAAACUUCUUCAAACUACCCUACCGAAGAAACAUGUGGGCAGUAGGUGGACCAAACUGACAACGGAGUCCAUUAUGAGGUUCCUCAAGAGCUUCUUAUCCAUGGCACGUUCUUCCAGGUUGACUCACUGCGCUAGUGUGUGUCUUUCCCUAAAUGGUCCUCGAAUACUGAAAUGUGAGGUGUGUUUCCUCGAAUUCUCUGGUUUAUAUGAUCGUUAUCUGAAACUCUUCACUCAUUACAAGAAUAGUCACAAACUUAAGUGCAAUGUGCUUAUUGGUCAAAAGUGGAUCAAACAAAAGGCUUCAUUAGAAGUUAUGGUUGAUGCGUGGAAAUUGGACUUAAAAUAUGAACUCCAAAACUCUUGUUGUAUAGGCGAACUCAGUUUGGUUUGAAUACUCUCUCCAGAAGUAUUAAAUUUUUCUAGAUCUUUACCUCCCAACACUUCUUCUGGGAGUAUGGUGUAAAAAGCUAGACCCCACUUUGUGUGAAGAAAUGGUAAUACACACAGCUAUUCCGCUGUAAUCAAAAUGUUGCAUUUUGCGGCUUCAUGAAUCAAUAAUAGAGGUUUGUUUUGAUUUGCUAAGGAAAAUUUUAAGAAAUGAUGAAUUUAAAAUACUAGAAGAUGCGUUUGGCCCUUCGCCACGUGACCACUGUUAGACCACAUUUUUUUAUUCUUGUUUAAACUUGCAGCUUGUACCUAUUUUGUUAUGAUUUUUUAAACGUAAGUUCAAGAUGGACCAUGUCAUCCAGCUAGCUUGCUGUGAUCCAAGAUAUCUGAAUUGUUAACUCUAAGUAGUCCCUCUUUUUCUGUUAUAAUUUUAUAAGUCAUUUUUAAAUCUAUCCCCUUGAUAGGCUGUUAGUGUUUUGUCUGAUCACGAAUAUUUGUGCUUUCUUUUGAGAUUUUUGAAUGUGUGCAAUCCCUAGUAACCCAGUUUAGCUUCAAUAUUCAUGAAAUACUCAAUAGUAAAUGAUGGAUUGUCAAAGCUGUGAUAGAAAUGAAGUUGAGUAGCUGCAUUUCAUGUACUGAACAAAAGGAGGUUGGUUUCUUACUGAGUAUCCAAAUUUCAGACUCCUUCAUUGCUGCAAGCAUGCAUGUAUCACUUGCAAUUUCUCUUCAUA